UGUAGAAGUUGAAUGUAUUCUCAGGUCUUCAUCAUUGAUGUCUAGCCAAGAGUAAAUACUCCAAGUUAGCAGGCCUGUUUUCAGUAGGACAACAAUCAUACACUAAUACAAGAUGGAAGAUUCAUACAAAGAUAGGACUUCAUUAGUGAAAGGAGCAAAAGAUAUUGCCAAGGAGGUGAAGAGACAAGCAGUGAAAAAAGUGAAUAAAGCUCAGGAUGGAUACACACAACGAUCAUAUAAUAGAUUCCAAGAUGAGGAAGAAGAUGAUGACUGUUACGGCCAUGGAGGAGAUUAUGGUGGAGAAGCCAACGAUGAUGAAGGGUCAAGUGAAGCAACCGAAGGGCAUGAUGAAGAUGAUGAAAUUUAUGAAGGAGAAUAUCAGGGAAUCCCAAAUACGGGCCAGGGAAAGGAUGGCAUGGUAGCCUUAGGGCAGCCCAUCCGGGAUGAAUAUAAGGAUCGUAAUGAACUGGAAACAGAGAGGAAAGCUGAUGAGGAAGAACUAGCACAGCAGUAUGAGCUGAUUAUACAAGAAUGUGGCCAUGGUCGUUUUCAGUGGGCCCUCUUCUUUGUUCUUGGAAUGGCUCUAAUGGCUGAUGGCGUAGAAGUUUUUGUGGUUGGAUUUGUGUUGCCCAGUGCUGAGACAGACAUGUGCAUACCCAAUUCUGGAUCAGGAUGGUUAGAAUUGGUGGAGCUGUUCCAGCAGUAUUCUCGUAUUUUUCUGAAGUCCUUGCACGAGAGAAACGUGGUGAACACUUGAGUUGGCUAUGCAUGUUUUGGAUGAUUGGAGGAAUCUAUGCUUCUGCCAUGGCCUGGUUAAUAAUUCCUCAUUAUGGAUGGAGUUUCAGUAUGGGAUCUGCCUAUCAGUUUCACAGCUGGCGAGUAUUUGUGAUCGUCUGUGCACUGCCCUGUGUCUGCUCUGUGGUAGCACUCACGUUCAUGCCAGAAAGUCCAAGGUUCUUGCUGGAGGUUGGAAAACAUGAUGAAGCUUGGAUGAUUCUCAAACAAAUUCAUGAUACAAACAUGCGAGCUCGUGGUCAGCCUGAAAAAGUUUUCACAGUUAACAGAAUCAAAACUCCAAAACAGAUAGAUGAGCUCAUAGAAAUUGAGAGUGACACAGGAACUUGGUAUCGAAGGUGUUUUGUUAGAAUCCGCACAGAGUUAUACAGUAUUUGGUUAACAUUUAUGAGAUGUUUUAACUACCCUGUCAAAGACAAUACAAUCAAGCUAACAGCUGUCUGGUUCACUCUGUCGUUUGGCUACUAUGGCCUAUCUGUUUGGUUUCCCGAUGUCAUUAAACAUCUGCAGUCAGAAAAAUAUGCAUCUGAAGUGCAUCGUUUUUAUGGGAAGAAAUAUAUUGAUACCAACUUCAAUUUCACAUUGGAAAAUCAGAUCCACAUUGAUGGAGAGUUUACCAAUGACAGGUUUACUACAAUGAAAUUUAAAUCAGUAACCUUUCAAAAUUUCCAUUUUGAAAACUGCACAUUUGAAGAUGUUACUUCAAUAAACACGUACUUCAGGAACUGCACUUUUAUGUAUACCAAGUUCUACAACACAGAUUUUGAGGAAUAUAAAUUUAUUGACAGUAAAUUUGUGAACUGUUCAUUUGAUCGCAACAAUACGGGAUGUCAGAUUGCCUUUGAUGAUGACUACAGUGCCUAUUGGAUUUACUUUGUUAAUUUCCUGGGAACUUUGGCAGUGUUACCAGGGAAUAUUGUGUCUGCUCUUCUCAUGGACAGAAUUGGGCGUUUAACAAUGCUAGGUGGAUCUAUGGUUCUCUCUGGAAUUAGCUGUUUUUUCCUUUGGUUUGGUACCAGUGAAUCUAUGAUGAUAGGUAUGCUGUGUCUCUACAAUGGUCUCACCAUCUCAGCAUGGAACUCCCUGGAUGUCAUUACUGUGGAACUGUAUCCUACAGACAGAAGGGCAACAGGCUUUGGCUUCUUGAACGCACUAUGCAAAGCAGCAGCUGUACUUGGAAACUUAAUAUUUGGCUCCCUUGUUGGCAUCACCAAAUCAAUCCCUAUUCUCCUAGCUUCUACUGUUCUAGUAUGCGGAGGUCUGGUAGGACUUCGACUUCCUGACACACGAACCCAGGUGUUAAUGUAACUGGAAAAAGCCAUUUAUGAGUUAUUUCCCUCUCCUUACAAGUGUCAACUCUCCUGACUGAAAAGUGCAAAGGCUUCAGAUUUUCAGCACACAGUAAGGUAUCAGAUAGCAGAAAUCAAACUCAAAAUGAGAUGUUUUUGCUGUG
Molecule: messenger RNA, 2248 nt
Organism: Alligator sinensis (Chinese alligator)
Lineage: Eukaryota; Metazoa; Chordata; Crocodylia; Alligatoridae
Gene: SV2C
Product: synaptic vesicle glycoprotein 2C
Exons: 11
Coding region: 673-2103 (476 amino acids)
Biological process (GO): transmembrane transport; chemical synaptic transmission
Cellular component (GO): membrane
Molecular function (GO): transmembrane transporter activity
Source: RefSeq, a predicted model, not a curated record